AUGGCGGGCAGAGGUAGGAAGAAGGCGGCUCGCCACCUCGAGCUCCAUGAUCACGCAUCCCACGUUGCCGAGCACCUCCAGUCCGAUCACUAUCCCGUCAGCGACCCGACUGUUGCUACUGCUUUAUUCCAUGAGCCCCAGUCGGCCGCCACGACGACAUCGGCCAUCCGCGGCAAAGCGGCUGUCCGGUCCUCGCAGAGCCCCAACGGAACCAUGCCUGCCUUGAGCCUGGAGUCCACAUCGACGCCGUCGGCCCUUGGCCUUGUCCAGAUGUUCGGCAAGGAGACGGAUUCGGUCCAUGUCGUUACCAUCACGGUCGCGGCCGACGGAAUCACCGCCCUCACCACCGCCGCACCCACCGCCACCGGCUUGCCUGGCGCUGCCACGACUGACCAUGACGCUCAGGAGUCGCGGGCUGCCACUCAGGACCACCAGGAGAAGCCCAGCGACGACGCCUGGAAGGCCGCCGUCAUCAUCGUCUGCACGCUGACGGCCCUCUCGGUCGCCGUCUUCUUCAUCUUCCGUCUCUGGAAGAAGAGGCAGUCGCGCCAGAAGGCCGGGGCCCAGCGCAUCGACGACGACAACGAGCGCGACGUGGCGACGAGGCCGAGGGUCAGGGCCAACAGCUACGCCACCCGCCCUCCCACCCCCUUUCGCCCUUCCGGGUCUGCUGCCGGCACCGACAGCCUCAAGGGGCCUAGCUCUGACCCCAGCUUCUGGAGCCCGCAGCGAAACCAUCCCAACUCGCACGUCUUUCCGGACUUCCCGCCGCCCACGGGCCUCCCGCGCUCUCUGAGCACGCAUGGCCGGCCACCGCCGGAGGCUUUCGGUGCAACCAGCGCCACGGGCAACAUGAGCUACACCGAUGCGCUGCGGACAGGACAGGAAUGCUCAGCCGCCCAGACCCAGUCUACCAUCGUGGCCUCGGACGAGGGGAUGUCGCCGUAUGCCCCAGGGCAGCACAAGAUUCACGACGACGCCUUCACCACACAGCAAGCCCAAGAGCGCGCCGCCACCUCCUGCUCGAGCGUUGCCAAUGACGCGAGCAUCGUCACCAGCGUGGCCGCCGCCGACGAGUCGUCCUUCUUCCCCUACAACGACCAGGGCUUCUACGUCUCGCCCGUGCAGAAGCGCUUCCCGCAGUCCCGGGUCGUCGAUGUCCAGCAGCAGCAGCAGUCCUCCCAGCACGCCCCGCAGGGCUCUACCAACACCGUCGCCACCUACACGACGGCGCCGGCCGGCAACUCCCUCGCCGCCUGCCACGGCCUGAAGCGCCACAGCGUGGGCGACGAUGGCAUCCCCGCAGUCGCCGCCGGUCCCGGCCCGUUCGUGUUCCACGGCGGCGACCAAGAUGCCACCGCCGACGCCGACGCCGACGCCAGCGACGAUGACAAGGCAGAGGCAGAGGUGCAGUCCCAACCGCCGGCCAAGAAGCCCCGCCUCGAGGGCGAGGCCGGCCCCGACCACCAGGACGUGAGCGGCAAGAGCCCGUCCGCCCUCUCGCACCACGGCUCCGUCAGCUCGCGCGCCCCCACGCCCUGCCCGGGCUGCUUCGUCCCCGGCGGCAACAGCAGCAGCCCGGACUCACCCCGCGCCCCGGCUGUUCCCUCGGGCCGCAUCGGCACGCCCGUCCACGCGAGGGCGAGGCCCGCGACCACGACAGGCGCCUCCAUGCCCGCGACGCCUGUCAGCCGUCCCGGCACGCCCGUCCCUCACGCUCGCGUCUGCUCCUUCUAG
Molecule: messenger RNA, 1737 nt
Organism: Gaeumannomyces tritici R3-111a-1
Lineage: Eukaryota; Fungi; Ascomycota; Sordariomycetes; Magnaporthales; Magnaporthaceae
Exons: 1
Coding region: 1-1737 (578 amino acids)
Source: RefSeq, a predicted model, not a curated record